UUGCUGCCGUCUCGUUUAGGCCUCAGGUCUGGCAAGCUCGGGGAGCAGUGCGAAGCCGUCGUCCGUUUUCCCAGGCUCUUCCAGAAGUAUCCCUUCCCCAUUCUGAUCAACUCGGCGUUCCUGAAGCUGGCCGAUGUGUUCAGAGUCGGGAACAACUUCCUGAGGCUGUGUGUGCUGAAAGUUACUCAGCAGAGUGAAAAGCACUUAGAGAAGAUCCUGAAUGUGGAUGAGUUUGUCAAAAGAGUUUUCUCAGUAAUUCACAGCAAUGAUCCAGUCGCUCGGGCUAUUACACUCCGGAUGUUGGGCAGCAUGGCAUCUAUUAUUCCAGAAAGGAAGAAUGCACAUCACAGUAUUCGUCAGAGUUUGGAUUCCCAUGACAAUGUGGAAGUUGAAGCUGCUAUAUUUGCUGCUGCCAACUUUUCUGCACAGUCCAAGGAUUUUGCUGCUGGGAUAUGUAAUAAAAUCAGUGAGAUGAUUCAAGGUUUGGCCACACCUGUGGACUUGAAAUUGAAGUUGAUCCCUAUUCUUCAGCACAUGCAUCAUGAUGCUAGCUUGGCCUCCAGCUCCCGGCAGCUGCUCCAGCAGCUGGUGACGUCCUACCCCUCUACCAAGAUGGUCAUUGUUUCUCUGCAUACCUUCACACUGCUUGCUGCUUCUUCUUUGGUUGACAUUCCUAAGCAGAUCCAACUUUUGUUGCAGUACUUGAAAAAUGACCCCAGGAAGGCUGUGAAGAGGCUUGCAAUCCAAGACUUGAGGUUGUUGGCCAACAAGACACCACAUACAUGGAGCAGAGAAAAUAUUCAGGCACUCUGUGAAUCUGCUCUUCACACUCCUUAUGACAGCUUGAAAAUGGGCAUGUUAUCUGUUCUUUCCACAUUAUCAGGAACCAUUGCCAUUAAACAGUACUUCAGCAGUGCUUCAGGAACAGCAGCUACAACUGCAAGAUCAUUUGAUUUAGUAAAACUGGCACAGGAGUGCUGUUACCACAAUAACCGUGGCAUUGCAGCUCAUGGUGUGAGAAUUCUGACUAAUAUAUCAGCCUCUUGUCAGGAACAAGAUCAUCUGCCUUUGGAGCAAGAUGCAGUUUUUGGCUUAGAAGCUCUUCUUGUUCUUUGUAGUCAAGAUGACAGUCCAGGAGCUCAGGCAACCUUAAAGAUCACGUUAACUUGUAUGGUGAAGCUGGUCAAGUGUCGUCCUCACCUGAGCCAGUCAGUGGUUGAAUCCCUGCUGGCACAGCUGCACAGUGCCCAGGACAAUGCCAGGAUUCUCAUGUGCCACUGUUUAGCAGCUAUUGCCAUGCAACUGCCUGUCCUAGCAGAUGGGAUACUAGGAGACCUGAUGGACCUCUAUAAAUUGAUUGGACAAUCUGCCACAGAUAAAAAACAGGAACUUUUGGUUUCUCUUGCCACAGUGAUAUUUGUGUCCAGUCAGAAAGCUUUGUCCACAGAAAUCAAAACUGUUAUCAAACAGCAGCUUGAGAAUGCCUCCAAUGGAUGGACAGCCUACAGGAUAGCCAGGCAGGCUUCCAGAAUGGGCAACCAUGACAUGGCCAGAGAGCUGUAUCAAAGCCUGCUGACUCAAGUGGCUUCAGAACACUUCUACUUUUGGCUGAACAGCUUGAAGGAGUUCUCCCAUGCAGAGCAGUGCCUGACAGGUUUGCAGGAAGACAACUACAGCUCAGCACUCUCUUGCAUUGCUGAAGCUUUAAAAUCCUAUCACAAGGGAAUAGCAUCACUCACGGCUGCUAGUACACCACUUAAUCCUCUGAGCUUUCAGUGUGGAUUUGUGAAACUCAGGAUUGACCUUCUGCAAGCUUUUUCUCAACUUAUUUGUACCUGCAACAGCCUCAAAACAAGUCCUCCACCAGCUAUUGCCACCACAAUUGCUAUGACGUCAGGAAAUGAUCUUCAAAGGUGUGGACGCAUCUCUAACCAGAUGAAACACUCCAUGGAGGAAUUCCGAAACUUGGCCACACGGUAUGGAGAUCUGUAUCAGUCAUCUUUUGACGCAGACUCGACAACUCUAAGGAAUGUAGAACUACAACAGCAGAGCUGUCUGUUGAUUUCACAUGCAAUAGAAGCUCUGAUUUUAGAUCCAGAAUCUGCAAGUUUCCAGGAAUAUAGCUCGAAUGGAACAGCUCAUGUUGAAAGUGAAUAUGAGAGAAGAAUGAUGUCUGUAUUUAAUCAUGUUCUAGAGGAAGUGGAAUCCCUCAACAGGAAGUAUGCUCCCGUGUCCUAUUUGCAUACAGCUUGUCUGUGCAAUGCUGUCAUUGCCUUGUUGAAGGUGCCCCUUUCAUUUCAAAGGUACUUUUUUCAAAAGCUGCAGUCUACAAGUAUUAAGCUUGCUCUAUCCCCAUCUCCGAGGAACCCAGCAGAACCUAUAGCAGUACAGAACAAUCAGCAAUUGGCCCUCAAGGUGGAAGGAGUGGUUCAGCAUGGAUCUAAACCAGGCCUUUUCCGUAAAAUCCAGUCCGUCUGUCUCAAUGUCUCAUCAGUGCUGCAGAGCAAAUCUGGGCAGGACUAUAAGAUUCCUAUUGACAACAUGACCAAUGAGAUGGAGCAGAGGGUGGAACCACACAACGACUACUUCAGCACUCAGUUUCUGUUAAACUUUGUGAUACUCGGCACCCACAACAUCACAGUAGAGUCCUCUGUAAUAGACUCAAAUGGUAUUGUCUGGAAAACUGGGCCCAAAACAACUAUUUUUGUUAAAUCUCUUGAGGAUCCAUACUCCCAGCAGGUUCGCCUUCAGCAGCAGCAGGGACAGCCUCCAUCCCAGCAGCAGCAGCAAAGGACUGCUUACUCACGGUUUUGA
Molecule: messenger RNA, 2814 nt
Organism: Acanthisitta chloris (rifleman)
Lineage: Eukaryota; Metazoa; Chordata; Aves; Passeriformes; Acanthisittidae
Gene: INTS7
Product: integrator complex subunit 7
Exons: 19
Biological process (GO): snRNA 3'-end processing
Cellular component (GO): integrator complex
Source: RefSeq, a predicted model, not a curated record